UACUUGAACAAACACUAUGAAGUUUUUAGUUCUCACCGCAUUUGUGACAUUAUUCACUGUUGGAUUCGCUUAUCAAUCAGUUGGUUAUUAUAAUGAUCCUGCUCAUCCCGGAAAAUGUGUUUACCAGGGCAUGAUUUUAUCACCUGGUGAGGAGGGAAAAGUCAAAGGAAAAUGUGUAAGCAUGUUAUGCGCCAAUGAAGAUGGACUUGCGACUGUACUGGGUUGCCCUGAGGAAUACGUGGGACCACCAUGUAAGCUGGGAGAUUAUGUUAACAUCGAUGCCGCCUAUGGUGAAUGUUGUAGGAGACACGUAAUUUGCUCUUGAUAUAGUCAUGUUGUAUAAUAUAAA
Messenger RNA from Stomoxys calcitrans (stable fly), 349 nucleotides. RefSeq lists its product as uncharacterized. Lineage: Eukaryota; Metazoa; Arthropoda; Insecta; Diptera; Muscidae. Bases 17 to 325 code for a protein of 102 amino acids. The record is from RefSeq and is a predicted model, not a curated record. The transcript has 3 exons.